AUGAAAUCCAAGAUUAAGAAAGAAUUUGAAAUCUUUUACAUUGAAAACUUAGAAUUGCGCAGAGAAAUUGAUACUCUUAAUGAACGCUUAGCUGGUGAAGGACAAACGAUUGAUGGGGCGGAAUUGAGUAAGGGCCAGCUCAAAACAAAAGCGAGUCACAGCACCAGUCAGCUUUCUCAGAAGCUAAAGACCACCUACAAGGCUUCAACCAGCAAGGUAUGCAAGGCACUGGCUCUCGAACCAGUCAUGUGGUGCUUACGGUGUGCAGAUGUGUACUUUAACUUGCAUAUUUUCCAGUUAGAAAUGUGUAAUAGAAAAAUGUCUGGUUUCUAGAAACAACCAUUGCUAAAUGGCUACAGAAUGUAGAUGCUUAGAUACUAACUUAGAUACUAACUUCAGUGAGAUCAAUGUAUUAUGCAUUAGUA
This is a messenger RNA of Peromyscus leucopus (white-footed mouse), 425 nucleotides long. RefSeq names its product WD repeat-containing protein 37-like. The record is from RefSeq and is a predicted model, not a curated record. The transcript has 4 exons. NCBI's taxonomy places the organism in Eukaryota, Metazoa, Chordata, Mammalia, Rodentia, Cricetidae. Bases 1 to 333 code for a protein of 110 amino acids.